This is a messenger RNA of Lingula anatina, 3386 nucleotides long. RefSeq lists its product as uncharacterized. Lineage: Eukaryota; Metazoa; Brachiopoda; Lingulata; Lingulida; Lingulidae. The record is from RefSeq and is a predicted model, not a curated record.
AACAUACGUCAACAGUUAGUCAUUCAUCGGUCAGUUGCAGAUGUCCGGCCGUUAUCCGUAUAAGUGUGGAUGGGGAGUUUAGAAUCUUUUUUCAGUACAGCAAGUCAUGGUGCUGACCAGAUCAGAGUACAGACAUGUCUACCCCUCAGACAAGGGUCCCAGGGGGAAGAGAACUGCCAGAAAUCCCGCCAACACAGGUGGAAAGACCUCCAGGAGAGGUAAAGAUGGUAGAGACUUUUCACGAGUUGAUGGUGGAUUUAGUGGUGCUAGUAAAAGCCCCAGGAGUUCAAGAACCCAGUUUUUACGAUCCACACCCAACAAGUGUGCUUUGCAGGAUGACACAAAAGAGCAAACUACAGAAUCAGUACCAGAAAUCCAAGAGACUGAUGACAAAACCAGCCUCAGAAACUGCAAGAGACAAUCAGAGCCAGAAAUGGAGUUUGCUUUCCAAACCCCUCCAUAUAAGACAUGUAAACUGUCUCCCUCUGGUGGCAGUUUGGCUCAGGCAAGCAGAGCAUUGUUUGGCACAACUGAAGAUGGCACUGCAAGACAAGACAAUAGCCCCUUUAAACCUCUGCCAUUACUUGAUGUAGAUUUAAGUCCAAGCAGUUCAGUACAUGGCAACCCCCACAUGUCAACAAGUAAUACUCAUUUUACAGGACAGAGUGCUACAUGUUUUUCUCCAGCAAAAUCAGAUGAUGGAAUUUCUUGCAACUUUGACUUGAGUCCAAAUCGGGGCACAAAAGUUAAAUUUGACACUCAGCGCCAGUGGAGUUUUUCCUCAGACACUUUCCUAGAGGAAACUGUUCACUGUUGUUUUGACUCUGACCCUGAAGAUAUCACUGUGUCCCAGUCUAAGACACUCAGUUUUUGCAGUGAUGAUUGUGAUGAUAACCGGAUGAAGUCUCCAUUGUUUUUCGGUACACAAGAUGGCUCCUUGGCUCUGAUUGACUGUAAAACACCAACAAAAGGCCCUGGGUCAGGUGUAAAAAAAGCUCGCGCUGAGUUCAAACGCCUCUUGGAUCCAUCACUCAAUGCUCAAGCAGACACACAUGACAUUGUUAACACAGAAACAGCUUCAGAGAAAUUAAAGAAAACUUUCUCAACGAAGGCGCCCAUUUCCUCCAGAAGAACAAAGUGCACCAUAUCCAGUCCCGAGGGAAUUAGAGUAAAACAAGAACAGAGUUCUGGUCUGCAAGCAGAACCAAAUGGGAAAAAAAUUAUGCCUUUAAAUCUUGACAUAGUUCCAGAACAAAAAGAGACACGUAGUGAGUUUUCAUGCAUCUUGGAAGGCAACUACCCUUUUAGACCAUUCAACAGUGUGGUUGUGAACCAGGAGAGAGAAGUCAAUGUGACUAGUCUUGGUGGAAACCGAACAUCCUCGGGUGAAAUGAAAUUGAGAAAUAGAUUUAUCACGAAGACCCCUCUGUCUGAGGGACUGUUGACGUGUGAUGAAUCGGUUAUCGGUUCUCUCGGUUCUUUCGGCAGUGUUUCUCCACAAUGUGACCUAGAUAAAAAAAAUCAAUUAAACAAUCAGAAGACAGUUAAAACAGUUGGAAGUCUCUUUGGUGUUGGUAACGUGAAAGAAGAAGCUGACUCUUCUGACGUAGGGAAAGUUGGACAAACCUCAAAAGAAAUGUGGAAAAUUGUUCCAAAAACAGAGAAUAGAACUAAAGGGGCAACAGUUUUACUUGUAAAGGUGGUAAAGUGAAAGAUGAUAAUUCCCUGUGUUCUGGAGAUAUAGUAGUAAGAAUAUCUCAAGGUCACAUGCCUUUUCUCUUGAGGCCACGUAUUGGCCCUUGUAUACAUCCUAAGCUCCAUUUUUUGAAAAAUUUCCCUGAGACUCUGGGAUCUGCUUUGUCUUUGAAGUCUGAUUUGCUAAACAGAUUGGUGCAUAGCAGGCCUCCUUCAGGUGUGUAUAUGUAGACAGCCAUUGUAGAAUCCUUCUCUCUUGGCAAAUUUCGGUGCCUUUUGUGCUGGUGUAUCUUCCAAUGUCUACAGUACAUGUUCAAGCACAGAAUCUUUAAGAUUAGCCACAUUAAAGAUAAAGUGAAUGCUAUGAAAACAGCUCUGUGGGUAUUGUAUUUAUAUCCCUUGGAACUCCCAUAGAGAACUGUGUGCCACUGGUGCUUUCAUUUUCCGAUUUUUUGAAAAAGGUCCACUCUAAACUCUAGACUAACAUGAAAUGUGCUCUUAAAAGGCAUUAGUACAUGUUAAAGAAGAGCAGGUUUUGGUUUAGAAAUAUUUGCAGAGUGUUUUGCUUUAUGUUUUGAUUUAUUGCCAUGGUUUCAAUACCAUAGCUAUUUUAUCAUGGGGAGAAUACCUCUCAGAUAAACAGCCCAUCUUUACAAUUCUUUUGAGCCUUUUGAAGUAUCAUUUUCAAUGUGCGCUGUUCAUAGAAAUGCACUUUUUUAUGUUAAAGCAAACUUUUUGGUUUUAUAGUGUUGCAAUGUCUGAAAAUCACUCUAUUUUGACACAUCUUUUAUUAAUAUAUAUACAUGUAUUUUUUUUUCGAAAUUUUGCGAUAAAACCUUUCCCGUUCUGUUUUCGUUUAUGGAAAUCUACACAAUUAAUUAUCGGUGAUUACUAAUAGCCUGACAUGUUUAGUGCAGAUUAUAUUUAUAUGUAUGUAGUUAAGAUUAUAUAAACUUGUUUCUAUAAGCCAAAUAAAUAAAGAAUAAAAACCUUUGUUGCAAAGAAAUAGCGUGCAAGCUAUAAAUUUUAAGUGAACCUGAUACAAUUUCACCAAAAAUCAUGUAUCAGCACAGUUGUGCACUUAUAUUGGGAAGAGUAAUUCUUAAUUAUAGUCGUAUUUUAAGACUUUAUUGUAUUAUAUUAUAAUAUAAUUACAUAGCACAUUAAUCAUUCAUUUUGCACUGGAUACUGAUACAUCAUCCUUUGAGAUCUUUGCUUUAUUUACUAUAAAACUAUGAUAAAAGUCUGACUGAUACAGUUAAUGAUGAAGGGGUGUAUAUCGUGUUAUUACAAUGUUAAGUUGAUUCUAGUCACUUAGAAGCAGUUUUUCAAAUGAGAAAUGUGUUCAAGAAAACUAUUUUUUUAUUCAUAAUUUUUUUUUAAAAGACUGUAAAAAUGAGUGUAAUUACACACUCUUUGUUUAUGUGAUUAAGAUACUUAUAAAUAUGACUGUCCAAUUUUAAAUUUUAGUAGAUUUUAGUUACUUGAGCUCUGUAAAAUUAUUUUAAAUCUUGAAAUAUCAGUGCAGUUGUUGUAUUUUAUUAACAUUUUAAGUUUUUUUUCAUUAUGUCAUUCUUUAUUUCCUUGUCUGGUCAAUUAAAAUAAAAUCCAGAGCUACUGUUUAAAAAGUUUAAAGACAACAACUAAGGAGUUAAGGCCCUCCUGCAAACAUAAAUAUAUCUUUAAUACCA